AUGGAAAUUGAUCUAUCUCUGAAACUAGAUUCAAAAGAUGAAGUAAAAGAAGAUAAACAAGAUGCUAUAGAGGAAGAGGUACACAUACAAGAAGAUAACAAAGAAGCAGAAACAGAAGUAGAGAAUAUUGGUGCAGCAGCAGAAACAUCCUUGCAGAAACAGUCGAAUACAGAAGAGUUAUCUGUCUUACAGAAGGAGAUGAAACUCAUGAAAGAGGAGAACAAGGUAUUGAGGAAGGUAGUAGAGCAAACAAUCAAGGACUACUAUGAUUUGCAGAUGAAAUUUGCAGUUAUUCAACAAAAUAACCAAACAAAGGAUCCUAAGAUGUUUCUCUCGCUCAACGGUAAUGAUGAUACGGUUCAAGAGCCAAAGAGAGGUCCAAGAAUAUUGAACAUCAAUAACCAAGCAGUGUCAUCACCAUCACAAGAAGAUGAUACUAGAGAAAGUGAUCAUUUAGGGUUGUCUUUAAGACUACAAACCAAUACGAGCCAACAAGAUUAUAAAGAAGAAGAUCGUAAAGAAGAGAGCAAAGAAGACAUGGCAAGGCUUGCACAAGCACAGAGUACACUGCACCGGAGUGAUGUGGCCGGAAUUACUAGCCAUGGUCCUUCCCCACCCAAUAGAAAAGCUAGGGUUUCAGUCAGAGCAAGAUGCCAAACAGCCACGAUGAAUGAUGGUUGCCAAUGGAGAAAAUAUGGGCAGAAAAUAGCAAAAGGAAAUCCUUGUCCACGAGCCUACUAUCGUUGCACUGUAGCUCCAGGAUGUCCAGUUAGAAAACAGGUGCAAAGAUGUUUAGAGGACAUGUCAAUACUCAUCACAACCUAUGAAGGAACACACAACCAUCCACUCCCCGUGGGCGCGACAGCAAUGGCUUCAACUGCAUCUGCAGCAGCAUCAUUCAUGUUAGUAGAUUCGAGCAAUCCCCUUUCGGAUGGACAUGGCAUCCCUAAUUUUGCCUCAGGAUCAUACCCCUACCAUACCACUCAUAUGAUGAACACCACAUCUCCAUAUCCAUCAGCCAUCAGAAACAUAAACCCUAAUGACCCUUCCAAAGGAAUUGUUCUUGAUCUCACCAACAAUCCUUUCAAUCCUUAUCAACAAUUCCCCUCAAGCUCGUCACCUCAGCUGGGCUUCAAUUGGAUGCCUAACAAACCAAGCAAUGGCAAUGGUACUAUUGCAAACAAUCUUCUUCCUAGUUCUAGAGGAUUAAUGGAUGAGGUCAUGGGUUGGAAAAGUGAAGAGAACAAGGCAUUGGCUGAAAAUGUGAGUGCAAUUGCUUCUGAUCCUAAAUUUAGGGUUGCUGUCGCGGCUGCCAUUUCGUCGCUGAUUAAUAAAGAAAGCCAAGCAAAUCAUUCCACAGGGGCUUCUUUGGUUCCAAGAGAUGGGGAGGGUGGUAGCUCUAGCAGUAACAACUGGGUUCUUGAAUCUCUCCCCACGAGUGGCCGGUAAGCUAAUAGAGAAACAUUGGACUGAUAGUUUUUGUUCAGAAACAGAUUGAAGCAUAUAUAUGUAGACUAUG
Molecule: messenger RNA, 1519 nt
Organism: Cornus florida
Lineage: Eukaryota; Viridiplantae; Streptophyta; Magnoliopsida; Cornales; Cornaceae
Product: probable WRKY transcription factor 9
Exons: 5
Coding region: 1-1449 (482 amino acids)
Biological process (GO): regulation of DNA-templated transcription
Molecular function (GO): DNA-binding transcription factor activity; sequence-specific DNA binding
Source: RefSeq, a predicted model, not a curated record